This is a messenger RNA of Phlebotomus papatasi, 878 nucleotides long. RefSeq names its product ribosomal RNA-processing protein 7 homolog A. The transcript is spliced from 2 exons. Gene Ontology annotation, molecular function: RNA binding. Lineage: Eukaryota; Metazoa; Arthropoda; Insecta; Diptera; Psychodidae. Gene Ontology annotation, cellular component: CURI complex; UTP-C complex. Gene Ontology annotation, biological process: ribosomal small subunit assembly; rRNA processing. The record is from RefSeq and is a predicted model, not a curated record. The coding region runs from base 62 to 820 and encodes 252 amino acids.
UUCUAACCUCAAAAAGUUCAAAACACGUUGGAUUUCAAAACAAACACAUCCUGCCAGGAAAAUGGGGAUUUCGGUGGAAAAUAGUAUAAAGCUGUAUAUCGGGGGAGAGAAUGACCAUUUUCACAACAUUUAUUUGAUCCCACAUUCGCUGAGGCAUCCUGAAUGGCCAGGAGAGAAAACCAUCUGUUUGACUAACAUCCCACCGUAUAUCUCAGAGGAGAACCUUAGGACUGUCUUUUCUAAGUUUGGCAAAAUUGACAAAAUUGCCCUUUUCACGAAUAUUAAGGAUCUGCAGGCAUUUUCUCAAUCCCCGGAAAGUUCAAAAACUUCCCAGGAAUUUAAGUGGAAGACAGCUUAUGUGGCUUUCAGGAUGCUCAGUAGUGUUGAAAAAGUGUCGAAGGUUAAGAAACUCGUAGCUGAAGACAUAUCGACAGGGUUGGACAGGUGGAUUUCUGAAUAUAAAUCCCAGUAUCCAAAUCCCGAGAGAUUGCAGGAGGAAAUCGAUGAUUUCAUGCAGAAAUUCGACGAGGAAGAGCAGAAAGCCGAGGAGGAGGCAAAAGACCAAGCAGCAGAUGACGAAGGUUGGAUCCAGGUCUCGAGAAAAUCCACAAAAGAUGCCUUCAGACUCACGGAAAAAGGGAUAAAGAGCGUAACUGAGAAGCAAGAUGUGAGGAAAAAGAAAAAGGAACUGAAGAACUUCUACAGAUUCCAAGUGACAGAGUCCAAGAAGCGAAGGAUUAUGGAGAUGAGGAAAAAGUUCCAGGAGGACAAGGAGAAAGUUGAGAAGAUGAAGACAAUGCGACGUUUCAGACCAUUUUAAUUUUAUUUGCACAAAAUACACUGAAGAUUUCCGGAAAAAACUCGGAAGUGUUUUAUUA